AUGGCCUCGUGGUACAAGAACAUACUCACAAACACAACGUCGCAGCUCUCAAGCCUGCAGUCGCGGCUCCUGCAGACGGAGAACGACGGCGACACGGAGGACGACACGCACGUCUGCCGCGUGCUCCGCGCCUACUACACCCAGGAGCAGCGGCCCCUCCCCGGCUGGCUGCCGCCGGACCCCAAGGCCACGCCGCCCGGAUCGACAAGCGUGCCGGCGCCGGCGGCUGCGGGGGGAGGUUCGGCGCAGGACAGGCUGAAGCAGAGGCUCUGGGGCGGCGGCGCGAGGACGACGAGCCCGGCCGGGUCGCAGGGGCCCUACCAGCCGCCGAGCUCGGGAGGAGGCAGCCAUGGCGGUGACUAUGAGGAGAGGUUCGCGCCGGGUGGCCAGUAUGAUGGGAGGGGAGGCGGCGACAGGUCGUACACGGGUUCGAGCACGUCGUGGUCCAACAAUGAGCCUGCAUACGGCGGUGGGGGAGGCGGCAGGCCGGCACAGGGAUUGCCCAGCGGGCCAAGACGACAGGGACUUCCCAGCGGGCCGCGCAUGAGGUGCUUCGUCCAGCGGUAUGCCGCACGGCAGGCAUGGACACGGACAGCAACGGUCAAAAAGUCAUCCAGACCAGUUGAUCUGCUACUGCUGGGGUGAGCCGGGAUCGAACCAGCGACCUUUAGAUUGGAUUCCCGAAGUUGGCUUCAGUCUAACGCGCUCCCAACUGCGCCAUCCCCCCUGUGGCUGCUUCUCGGCCGCGGGGCAUCGUGUCAUGGGACGCGGAGAGAUGGAGUAGAGGAAAGGAGCUUUAGAAAAAAAAAAAAAGAAAAAAAAAAAAGAU
This is a messenger RNA of Verticillium dahliae VdLs.17, 829 nucleotides long. RefSeq lists its product as uncharacterized. The record is from RefSeq and is a predicted model, not a curated record. The transcript has 3 exons. Lineage: Eukaryota; Fungi; Ascomycota; Sordariomycetes; Glomerellales; Plectosphaerellaceae. The coding region runs from base 1 to 645 and encodes 214 amino acids.